This is a messenger RNA of Entelurus aequoreus (snake pipefish), 1966 nucleotides long. RefSeq names its product sorting nexin 4 (gene snx4). Gene Ontology annotation, biological process: protein transport. The coding region runs from base 231 to 1544 and encodes 437 amino acids. Gene Ontology annotation, molecular function: phosphatidylinositol binding. NCBI's taxonomy places the organism in Eukaryota, Metazoa, Chordata, Actinopteri, Syngnathiformes, Syngnathidae. The transcript has 15 exons. The record is from RefSeq and is a predicted model, not a curated record.
GUGACACAGAUCUUUCAUCGGCUGGUUCUGAGACCUGAUCAACUGCUUCAGUCUUAAUUUACCGAAUUUUGAAACGACGAAUAUUUCUGCACUAAAUUUUUUUAGACUGAAUUUUCAUACACUGACUUUUUACACACGCGUCUGACAGCAGUGCGCAUGCGCCAAGGAGCCGCCUCCCUCCCUUACGCCAGCUCAGCUGACAAGAGCAGGCAGCGCAGCAACAACCGCUGAUGAUGGCAGACUCUGGAAGUCAUGAAGAAGUGGCAGUUAUCGGCAACACUGACAUUACGCCCACGGAAUCCGAGAACAACAUAAUCAACACGAUGGUGGAGAAGGGGAGCUCCCUGCUGAAAAAGCUGGAGAUCAAUGUGGCGGAGGCUGAGAAGAGAACAGGCAAAAACACCGUCAACAUGCAAGAAACGUAUACGGUCUACCUCAUAGAAACACGACCAGCUGAAACGGUGGCAGACGCAUCAUCACCCUCCACUCCCGACUGUCUGUGGAGGCGCUACAGUGAGUUUGAGCUGCUCCGAACAUACCUCCUGGUCACCUACCCUUACAUCAUAAUCCCUCCACUACCAGAGAAAAGGGCGGAGUUUGUGUGGCACAAGCUGUCGGCGGACAACCUUGACCCGGACUUUGUCGAGCGGCGGAGAGUCGGCCUGGAAAACUUUCUGCUGCGUGUGAUGUCACAUCCUGUCCUUUGCAAAGACAAUAUAUUUUUCCUCUUUCUCACAGAGGAGAAAUCCUGGAGGGAUGCCGUUCUGGAAACGGGUUUCCAAGACAAGGCUGAUUCCAGGUUGAAGUCCUUGAGUGCCAUGUUCAGAGUCAAGAACCCUGAUAAACGAUUUACAGCGCUGAAACAAUAUAGUGAUGAACUGAAUGCUGUCAUCUCUCAGCUUCUCAGGGUGAGAGCGAGAGUUGCGGACAGACUAUAUGGCGUUUACAAAGUCCAUGGUAACUAUGGCCGAGUUUUCAGCGAAUGGAGCGCUAUAGAAAAAGAAAUGGGAGACGGGCUACAAAGUGCUGGUCACCACAUGGACGCCUAUGCUUCAUCCAUUGAUGACAUUUUGGAGGAGGAAGAACAUUAUGCAGACCAACUGAAGGAAUAUCUCUUCUACACUGAAGCUGUCCGGUCGGUGUGUAGGAAACAUGAGCUGAUCCAGUACGAGUUGGAAGUAGCAGCUCAGGAUCUCGCCAGUAAGAAGCAGCAGAGAGAAGAGCUGGCCACUGGGAUGGUGCGUGUUUUCUCCCUAAAAGGAAUGACCAGUAAACUGUUUGGCCAGGAGAGCCAGGAGCAGAGGGAGAGCAGGUUGGCAUCCUUGGAGCAGAGCAUCCAGGAGGGAGAGCAAAUAAUGAAAGAGAAGAACACAGAGUGCCAAGAGUUUGUGCGAACAGCCUGGGAAGAUAUAGAGCGUUUUAAGGAACAGAAGGACAGAGAUCUGCGUGAAGCACUCAUCAGUUAUGCUAUCAUGCAAAUUAGCAUGUGUAAGAAGGGAAUCCAGGUGUGGUCCAAUGCCAAAGAGUGUUUCAACAAAAUGUGAGCCACGUUGAAGCCAAUCACAGCACCUCCACCUUCCACUCAAAAGAAUCCCCACAGAAUGUUCAGACCAGUGCCAUACUGGUCAGUUUAUAUCUUGCGGCCUAAUGGGGAUGUAACAUGAGCGCACAAAUACUUUGUUGGACAUGCUAAUAACGCACACUUUGUUGUGACUGCUUGAAUUAUUCAGUGAUCGAUAUUCAAUUUUCAAUCAAAGUUUGUCAACAUGACGCAGAAUCAUUUCAUCCUGCUUGGUUGUACGGCUGACCCACGUAAGGUACGACUAACACCAGACUCAUAAAUAACACGGCUUGAAUAUUUGAGAAGAUGUAACAAACUUUCUUUGGAGAUAACAGUGGUUUCCCUGAAUGUGAUGCCUCAAAAUGUUCAUUUGCUUUGUUCUUUUUUUUUUUACACUAAAUUAAA